AUGUCCGUUCUGAAAUUGUUACGUGUGUCGCCAUCUUUGUUUGCACGCCGUACAGACUGGGGCGAGUGCCCUGAGACAUGCGCCCCGCGCCCCAGUAGAGUGUUUGCCCAGUUCUCAAGUGGGGUUCGCGCCCCGCGCCCCAGUAGAGUGUUUGCCCAGUUCUCAAGUGGGGUUCGCGCCCCGCGCCCCAGUAGAGUGUUGGCCCAGUUCUCAAGUGGAGUGUGCGCCCCGCGCCCCAGUAGAGUGUUUGCCCAGUUCUCAAGUGGAGUGUGCGCCCCGCGCCCCAGUAGAGUGUUUGCCCAGUUCUCAAGUGGGGUUCGCGCCCCGCGCCCCAGUAGAGUGUUGGCCCAGUUCUCAAGUGGAGUGUGCGCCCCGCUCCCCAGUAGAGUGUUGGCCCAGUUCUCAAGUGGAGUGUGCGCCCCGCUCCCCAGUAGAGUGUUGGCCCAGUUCUCAAGUGGAGUGUGCGCCCCGCUCCCCAGUAGAGUGUUGGCCCAGUUCUCAAGUGGAGUGUGCGCCCCGCUCCCCAGUAGAGUGUUGGCCCAGUUCUCAAGUGGGGUGUGCGUCCCGAUCACCGAGGGGUCGGCGCCCAGCUACUCCUGGAAUAUACACCCCGUAUACGCUACGCUCUUCGUUAGGUUGUGCGCCCUACCUAGUAAACCACUGACCAAGUAA
Molecule: messenger RNA, 672 nt
Organism: Physella acuta
Lineage: Eukaryota; Metazoa; Mollusca; Gastropoda; Physidae
Source: RefSeq, a predicted model, not a curated record